Molecule: messenger RNA, 567 nt
Organism: Nicotiana tabacum (common tobacco)
Lineage: Eukaryota; Viridiplantae; Streptophyta; Magnoliopsida; Solanales; Solanaceae
Source: RefSeq, a predicted model, not a curated record
AUGACUUUCUUCGUACCAAACACACGAGAUGAAUUUACUAAGCUGCAGGAUAAUGCUGAUCAGAAUGCUCCUGCUAAAGAGCCAAUACUGAAAGAAGAACCAAAGAACACUAUUCCAAAAACCAGUGAACAAACAGAAGCUAUAAGCCUUCCAAAAAGCAAUUCAGAAGAUGGAAAUACAACAAGUUCAUGCAAUAAAUCAGAUGAUCAAUCGAUAAACGAUAAGGAAUUCCCAGCCGGAGACGCUCCACUGCCUAAUAAUCCAGCCAGUGAACCACACGAGGAUCAAAAUACCACUUCAAUUGAUGAGCCAAAGAUCAAUAAUUCAAGAACCAUUGAACAAACAAGAGUUGAACCAGAUAACGACGACAACAACAACAACAGCAACAACAAUAACAAUAAUAAUAGUGCCUCAGUUCCAAACAAGUUGGGGUCGGCUAGUGAUUUGUUCGCAAAGCUGAAGAUGCGAAAGGAAGUGAUAAAUAUAACCCUAGUUGCUCUGUUGAUUCUUGGUGUCGGUCGCUAUGUCAUCAAUGUGAUGAAGUCUCCCAAGAAAGCUAAAGAAUGA